GCCUGCAGGAGCUUUCCCCAACGCGCAGGGGAAACGUCAUGCGCUUUUUCGCAUGCCCCGGAACAAACUCGGUUGCUCGCAGGCUACCGAGAGAGAGAAAGAGAGACCGCCCCUUCCCUCUCCUCCAUCCCUGGCCUUUAGGCCGUGGAACAAGCUGGGUGAGUGUGCUGCGAAGUUGGCUGUGAGGGAGACGUGCCUGCGCCUCAGUGGCCGCCGCCCAUUCGUCGUUUCUCUUUGCAAGGGGACAUCUGAUGUUGGAUGUUAUUUUCAUCUAGGUGCUUUCAAAAUGGAGGCAAUAAAAAUGGAUAAUGUAUUCCUGAAGCGUCCUCAUUCUAAAGCUGAUGAAGGUAACAUGGAUGAAAUUAAAAGGCAAAAGGUCUUGGAAGAACCACUGAAAGGAAGAAAGAAUUCUGACUGUAAGGCUGAAGCUGAGGUGGAGCAGCCUCUGAAAAACCGGCUUGAAGAACCAAAUAAGGCAAAUGUUCUGAAUGUGGAAAGUGUAGAUCAACAUGAUGAGGAAGAAAUGGAAGAAAGUGAUGGAGAAGGAGACACAGAGAGCUUUGCAGAUAUGAUGAAACAUGGGCUGACUGAGCUAGAUGUUGGCAUAACAAAAUUUGUUAGUUCUCACAAAGGUUUUUCUGGAAUAUUAAAAGAAAGAUAUUCAGAUUUUGUUGUUCAUGAAAUAGGAAAAGAUGGACAUACUAUUCAUUUAGAUGACUUCUCUGUGCCAGUGGAUGAUGAGGAUCCUCCUGAAGAAAACUUUAUGGUUCUGUCAGCUGAAGACAAACAGCACUUAGAAGAACUCCAGCUGUUUAAAAAUAAAGAAGGCAGUGUUUCCAUUGAGGUCAUAGAAGACACAAAAGAAAAAAGAACAGUUAUACACCAGGCUAUAAAAUCUUUGUUUCCAGGGUUAGAGACUAAAACAGAGGAUCGGGAUGGAAAAAAAUACAUCAUUGCUUACCAUGCAGCAGGGAAAAAGGCACUUGCAAAUCCAAGAAAACAUUCUUGGCCAAAAUCCAGGGGAAGCUACUGCCACUUUGUAUUAUACAAAGAAAACAAGGACACCAUGGAUGCCAUUAAUGUGCUAUCAAAAUUUUUAAGAGUUAAGCCAAACAUCUUUUCCUACAUGGGAACCAAAGACAAAAGAGCUAUUACAGUUCAAGAGAUUGCUGUUCUGAGGGUCACUGCACAAAGGCUGGCUCAUUUAAAUAAGUGCCUGAUGAAUUUCAAGCUUGGGAACUUCAGUUACAAGAACCAUCCCCUGAAGUUGGGAGAAUUGCAAGGAAAUCAUUUCACAGUGGUUCUCAGAAAUAUUACAGGAACUGAUGAUCAAGUGCAACAAGCCAUGGAAUCUCUCAGGGAAAUUGGAUUUAUUAACUACUAUGGCAUGCAAAGAUUUGGAACCACAGCUAUCCCUACAUAUCAAGUUGGAAGAGCUAUUCUACAAAAUAAUUGGAAUGAAGUGAUUGAUUUAAUACUGAAACCACGUCCAGGAGCGGAGAAAGGGUACUUAGUAAAAUGCCGAGAAGAGUGGGCAAAAACUAAAGAUCCAGCUGCAGCCCUCAGAAUACUGCCUGUGAAAAGGUGUGUGGAAGGACAGUUGCUUCGGGGACUUUCAAAGUACGGACUGAAGAAUAUAGUCUCUGCAUUUGGCAUAAUUCCAAGAAAUAAUCGUUUGAUGUAUAUUCAUAGCUAUCAGAGUUAUGUGUGGAAUAAUAUGGUGAGCAAAAGAAUAGAAGAAUAUGGACUUAAACCUGCACCAGGCGAUCUUGUACUAAAAGGAGGGACAGCUGUUUAUAUUGAAGAAACAGAGGUUGACAAUUAUACCAUCCAUGAUGUCGUGAUGCCAUUACCUGGUUUUGAUGUUAUUUAUCCAAAGCAUAAAAUUGGGGAAUCCUACAAGGAAAUGUUAGCUAUGGACAAUCUGGACAUCAAUAAUAUGAAACAUAAAAUUCGAGAUUAUUCAUUAUCUGGAGCAUACAGAAAGAUUAUCAUCCGACCUCAGAAUGUGAGCUGGGAGCUGGUUGCAUAUGAAGAUCCUAAAAUUCCAUUAUUUGCUACUGACUUGGAUAAAAUGGAAGGAAAACAACCUGCAGUUCCUACCUCAGAAGGCAAAUACAAGGCACUGAAGAUGGAGUUCUCCCUUCCACCAUCUACUUACGCCACAAUGGCCAUUCGAGAAGUGCUAAAAAUGGACACAAGCAUAAAAAAACAGACACAAUUAAAUACAGUAUGGUUACGUUGAUGAUCCUUUUUAUUGAUUGGAUUAAAGUUUUAACAUGAAUUUAGUUUCUAAAUGACUAGUUUUAUCCAGGUACUUUCUAUUUGAAAAUGGUAUUUUUGUAUUAGCUUGAAGUAUAUAGUUUCAAAUUCAUUGUAAAGUGGUGUUUGAAAAACAUGUAACUUUGUUUUGAAAUGAUGUGAGCAAACAUUGUGUUUGAAGAGAUAACUCUACCAGCUUGCAAGGAAAUAGGAUGACUUUGUUAGUAAUUUCAAAUCCUUGGAAGUAUGUUAAAAACGUUCUCAAAUAUGAUAGUAAAUGAGUCUUUAUAAGUUUGAAUGAACACUGGUUGUAAGCAUGCCUAAUUCUGCAUUUCAGGAAAACAGAUUAGAGCACAGGUGAAUGCAAAUUUAUGUCCAGUGAAUACAAGUAUUUAGCCUUAAGAGUGCUGAUAGGAUCUCUAUUCAAAACUGAUCCGAUUGGCAAAAUGCUCAUAUUGCUUUGUGAUGUAAAGCUGCUUUUAUUUGAUCUUAUUCAGUCUGUGUCCAUUUUCUGGAACCUGUUUCAACUUGUGAGGAAGCAGACAAUCCAUAUAUGGAAUUGUAUCCUUGAUGAAUGUUGCUUAGCUCCAACAUUUAUGGUUUGUCUAUUGCUGGCAAUGGAUGAACUUCAAAAAUCUGUGUCCUGGCAUGACAGGAUUAAACAACCAUUCUGAAUUUAACACUUGUGGUAUUGUGGGCUCAUUUUAUUUUUCAUUUUCAAAACUAAGCAAAUCAUGUUUUAUAUGGCUUGGAUUAUUAAAUAAUUGUGUGUGAAAA
Messenger RNA from Varanus komodoensis (Komodo dragon), 3039 nucleotides. RefSeq names its product pseudouridine synthase 7 (gene PUS7). The coding region runs from base 53 to 2245 and encodes 730 amino acids. Gene Ontology annotation, molecular function: RNA binding; pseudouridine synthase activity. The record is from RefSeq and is a predicted model, not a curated record. The transcript has 16 exons. Gene Ontology annotation, biological process: pseudouridine synthesis. Gene Ontology annotation, cellular component: nucleus. NCBI's taxonomy places the organism in Eukaryota, Metazoa, Chordata, Lepidosauria, Squamata, Varanidae.